UGUGAAGCGGCGAAGGAGGUGGUUGCUACCCAGGGCUGCGAGAAGCCGUUCGGUCUGGGGCUGUCGGCCGCGGGGCGGAGGCGCUCGCGCGGGGGGUAACUCGGGUCUGGGUUCGGGAGCCGCGGAGCUCUCCCGGGAUUGACUUGGCCUCUACUUCUUGUUAAGAAAAUACAUCUCUUGUUUUAUCAGAUGGCCCACUGUGUGACCUUGGUUCAGCUGUCCAUAUCCUGUGACCACCUCAUUGACAAGGACAUCGGCUCCAAGUCUGACCCACUCUGUGUCCUUUUACAGGAUGUGGGAGGGGGAAGCUGGGCUGAGCUUGGCCGGACUGAGCAAGUACGGAACUGCUCCAGCCCUGAGUUCUCUAAGACUCUGCAACUUGAGUACCACUUUGAGACAGUCCAGAAGCUCCGAUUUGGCAUCUAUGACAUAGACAACAAGACACUGGAGCUGGGGGAUGAUGACUUCCUAGGAGGGGCUGAGUGUUCAUUAGGACAGAUUGUGUCCAGCCAGAUACUAACUCUACCCUUGAUGCUGAAGCCUGGAAAACCUGCUGGGCAGGGAACCAUGACGGUAUCAGCUCAGGAGCUGAAGGAUAGCCGUGUAGUGACCAUGGAGGUGGAGGCCAGAAAUCUAGAUAAGAAGGACUUCCUAGGGAAAUCAGAUCCAUUCUUGGAGUUCCUCUGCCAGGGUGAUGCGAAAUGGCACCUGACAUACAGAUCUGAGGUAAUCAAGAACAACCUGAACCCUACGUGGAAGCGCUUCUCUGUUCCCCUUCAGCAUUUCUGUAGGGGAGACCCUACCACACCCAUACAGGUGCGAUGCUCAGAUUAUGACAGUGAUGGUUCACAUGAUCUUAUUGGUACCUUCUACACCAGCUUGGCCCAGCUGCAAGCAGCCCCAGCUGAGUUUGAAUGCAUCCAUCCUGAGAAGCAGCAGAAAAAGAAAAGCUACAAGAACUCUGGAACUAUCUGUGUCAAGAUUUGCCAGGUAGAAACAGAAUAUUCAUUCCUGGAUUUUGUGAUGGGAGGCUGUCAGAUCAACUUCACUGUGGGCAUGGACUUCACAGGCUCCAAUGGAGACCCCUCCUCCCCAGACUCCCUGCACUACCUGAGCCCAACAGGUGUCAAUGAGUAUCUGACAGCACUGUGGAGUGUGGGCAGCGUGAUACAGGACUAUGACACGGACAAGCUCUUUCCAGCAUUUGGAUUUGGAGCCCAGGUGCCUCCUGACUGGCAGGUCUCCCAUGAAUUUGCCUUGAACUUCAACCCCAGUAACCCCUACUGUGCUGGCAUCCAGGGCAUCGUGGAUGCCUACCGCCAAGUCCUGCCCCAAGUUCGCCUUUAUGGCCCCACCAACUUUGCACCCAUCAUCAACCAUGUGGCCAGGUUUGCAGCCCAGUCUGCACAUCAGAGGACUGCCACGCAAUACUUUGUGCUGUUGCUGCUCACUGAUGGUGCUGUGACGGACGUGGAGGCCACAUGUGAGGCUGUGGUUCGUGCCUCCCAUCUGCCCAUAUCAGUGAUUAUCGUGGGUGUGGGUGGUGCUGACUUCGAGGCCAUGGAGCAGCUGGAUGCUGACGGUGGACCCCUACGUGCACACUCCGGGGAGGCAGCUGCCCGGGACAUAGUGCAGUUUGUGCCCUUCCGCCGCUUCCAGAACGCCCCACGGGAGGCAUUGGCGCAGACUGUGCUCGCAGAAGUACCCAUGCAACUGGUCUCCUACUUCAAGGCCCAAGGUUGGGCCCCAUUCAAGCCACUUCUACCCCCAGCCAAGGGCCCUGCACAGGCUCCUCAAGUCUAGAUUCCCCUGGAGGGUAGGCUGUGACCACUCCUUAGCCCAGCCCUGCACACAGUCCCCAGUGCUAGCACUUUAUAUUUUAUACUUUUAUAUGUGACCCUGCUAUUGCUGCUUUUGAUCCUAUCUGCUUGUCCCCAGAGCCUCCAUAUUCUAAUAAAGGUCAGUGAAGACCA
This is a messenger RNA of Manis pentadactyla (Chinese pangolin), 1973 nucleotides long. It is a transcript of the gene CPNE1, whose product is annotated as copine 1. Gene Ontology annotation, biological process: positive regulation of tumor necrosis factor-mediated signaling pathway; cellular response to calcium ion; regulation of canonical NF-kappaB signal transduction. Gene Ontology annotation, cellular component: plasma membrane. NCBI's taxonomy places the organism in Eukaryota, Metazoa, Chordata, Mammalia, Pholidota, Manidae. The record is from RefSeq and is a predicted model, not a curated record. Gene Ontology annotation, molecular function: calcium-dependent phospholipid binding. The transcript has 17 exons. The coding region runs from base 190 to 1803 and encodes 537 amino acids.